Boeremia exigua is the source of this 681-nucleotide messenger RNA. RefSeq lists its product as uncharacterized. The record is from RefSeq and is a predicted model, not a curated record. Lineage: Eukaryota; Fungi; Ascomycota; Dothideomycetes; Pleosporales; Didymellaceae. The coding region runs from base 1 to 681 and encodes 226 amino acids. The transcript is spliced from 2 exons. Gene Ontology annotation, molecular function: oxidoreductase activity.
AUGUCCGGGAAUGAAGCCUAUAGUUCAGGGAACGAACUCGGCCAGAUAUCUAUCCCGGCUGCGCCAGGCACAGAUAUGCCGCCUCUGGUGUUGCCUGCUGGGCGCGGAGGUGGCUGCGUUACAUCAGGGCCUUUUCAGAACAUGAGCGUCAAUCUUGGCCCCGUGCUCCUGCCCCCGGUCGACGGCAGUAUCAUCUCCAAUGGCGAUGGCUACGCGUACAACCCAUGCUGUCGCAAGCGCGACCUCACUGAAGCCAUAAACCAGCAAUACUCCAACGUCUCAGCAAUCGCUUCCAACAUCCUGGCGCACGACAACAUCGGAGGCUUCCAACUGACAAUGCAGGGCGUGCCGGGCACAGGCAGCGUCGGCAUCCACGGCGGCGGCCACUAUUCCCUGUGCGGCGACCCGGGCAGUGACUUUUAUAUUUCCCCUGGAGACCCGGUGUUCUACCUGCACCACGCGCAGGUCGAUCGAGUGUGGUGGAUCUGGCAGAACUUGAAUGCUGAGACGGCAAUUGGCGAGCAGGGCAUCUCUGGUACAGGGACGUUUCUGAAUGAGCCGCCAAGCGCAAACACAACGCUGGAUACGCCGCUUGACAUUGGGUAUGCUCGGGAUGGUGUUCUGUCGAUGAAAGAUAUAAUGAGUACUGCAGCCGGGCCGUUCUGCUACAUCUAUAUUUGA